Molecule: messenger RNA, 1260 nt
Organism: Capsella rubella
Lineage: Eukaryota; Viridiplantae; Streptophyta; Magnoliopsida; Brassicales; Brassicaceae
Product: R3H domain-containing protein 4
Exons: 7
Coding region: 282-1019 (245 amino acids)
Molecular function (GO): nucleic acid binding
Source: RefSeq, a predicted model, not a curated record
CGGGUCGGGUCGGGUUUGCGGCAUAUUCCAUGGCCUUGAAUUGAUACGUUUGCGUCUGAGGUACAGGUAGUUCUGGCAUUUGUUUUUUACAUCUUCGAAUUCCCAAAUCGUUGCUUCCGUCGGUCUCCUCCGUGAAUUCUCGUGGUGCUUGCCUUGUCUAACCGCAAUAACACCUCGAAACCAACCUAUUGUGAAAGAGUCUUCCUUCCCUUUGAAAGAGAAGAGUCUCGUGGCUCGGUUUUCUGUUCAGAUUAGCCGAUAUACUCUCCAUUCGUUGAAUCAUGGCGGCUACCAAUGUCAUGGGGCGAGAUGAUAGCCUUCUUAUUGAUCCCCUUAGAGGUGAUACUUCUGCUUCUCGUGGCCUCUCGCUAGAGAAGAAAAUUGAGGCCCUUGAGAGCCUGACAGGACAAGUUAGUAACCGACGGUCUCGUAGGUGGUUAAAUGAUCGUAUUCUGAUGGAACUUGUUCCUCGUUUAGAUGCCCAAGAAAUUAGAGGCUUGUUUGCUCCACCACCAUGGGGUGAUGACGUGCCACCCUCAGCCUUUUCUUUGACUAAUGUUGGAGAAUGGGACAAAUUUAGAAGCAUAGACAUGGACAAGGAGGCCAAUAUCAUGGAUUCCUUGAAUCAGUCAUCCGUGAGGCAGAGAGGUCGUAUGGAUGCUGAUAAAACCGCUGUCUUGAAUGCUUGGCGAAGAAUUGAUUGUAGGACAAGAGACGCUCUUCGACGUAGCUUUUUACCAGGACUAAUCGAGGGAUAUGAGAACUGUAUAAGUCAUUUCAUCGAUGAAGGUGGUGAAGGAGAUAUCCUUGAGCUAAAGGUUCAAGACCCAUUCCAUAGAUUGCUUUUGCACGGCGUUUGUGAGUACCACAAUUUGGUAUCAACAACUGCGACAGAACAAAUAGGAAGGAUAGCAAUGAAGACAACAAGCAUCAAGUGGAAAAAGAGUGGGGAUUCAGGAGAGAAACCGAGCAUCAGCCUCGCACAUUUCCUUAGGAUGUCAAAGGAAGGAGCUUGGUAACAUCACAUGUACUCCCCUUUGUAGCUGUAAUUUUAUUAAUGAAUAAAAAAAAAAAAGCUGCAUUGGCCUCAAUUUGAAAGGCUCUUUAUGUAGCAAAAAGAUCUCAAGACUCUUUCUCUCACUUUGCUACUUCCCCUGUGUGGUCUUGUAAGCUUGUAUUGUAAUGGUUUUAUGAUUAAAGAACAAAAUAGACAAUAAAUUUUACUCUAGGAUUGUGAAUUGUACAGUCUUAUUACAACUA